AUGGAAGUCGAAGAAGCAAUAUGUGUGUACUUGUUGCUCCGUAAAAAAGAAAGAAAGAAGAAACGGCAGUAUUGGGUGCAUCCAAUAUUACGCGAUCGGUUUACUCAUGGUCAGUUUCAGACUUUAUAUCCAAAAUUAAGAAGUUUUGAACCAAAAUUCUUCAAUUAUUUGAGAAUGUCGAUAAAUUCAUUUGAUGAAUUAUUAGAAAUGAUAAGUAAACAAAUUGAAUCUAAUGAUACCCAUAUGAGGUCAAGCGUGUCCCCAGAAGAAAAACUCGUGAUCACAUUAAGAUAUCUGGGUACUGGUUGUUCCUUUGGAGAACUACAUUACAACUUUCGUCUUGGCAAAUCUACAAUCACAGGAAUUGUCCGUGAAGUAUGUGAAGCUCUGUGGGAAAAAGUCACAAAAAACGUCAUGCCUGAAUCCAGCGAAGAUAUAUGGAAGAAAAUAGCUAAAGAUUUUGAAAAAUAUGCAAAUUUUCCCAAUUGCAUAGGCGCCAUAGAUGGCAAGCAUAUAAGGAUUACAAAACCCAAAGAUUCGGGUUCUUUGUAUUAUAAUUACAAAACUUUUUUUUCCAUAGUACUGUUGGCACUUUGUGAUAGUAACUAUUGUUUUACUUUCAUAGAUAUCGGAUCUUACGGAAAAAGUAGUGAUUCUGCAAUUUUUAAAAAUUCAGCAUUUUAUAAAAGGUUAAUAGAAAAGUCAUUACACAUACCAAAACCUAAACCAAUAUCUGAAACAGAUCCUAAACCAUUGCCAUACGUCAUAGUUGGCGAUGAAGCGUUUGGUUUAUCCGAAAAUGUAAUGCGACCCUAUGCAGGUAAAGGGCUAUCAUACGAAAAAAAAAUAUUUAAUUACAGGUUAUCAAGAGCUCGACGUUUUAUUGAAUGCACUUUUGGAAUUCUGGCAAACAAGUGGCGCAUUUUUCAUAGGCCUAUAAACGUGAAUAUAGACUUUGCCGAAGACAUAAUAAAGGCCUGUUGCGUGCUACACAAUUUUGUUAGAACUAGAGAUGGUAUACAGUAUGAAGAUACUUUACAUACUGCGCCAAUGAGUAAUCUUAUUACAUUACAUGCAGGAAGGGGUACACCAUCAUCAUUAAACAUUAGAGACAAAUAUGCUAAUUACUUUGUGAAUGAGGGUCGUGUAGAAUGGCAAGACACGAAAAUAUGAAAUUAAAAUUGUUACAGUUCGCGCCAAAUAACUAAACUCAAGAUGGCGCGUCGCGUUGGUGGGUUGUACAUAUUACAGUUAAUAGCUAUACGUUACUGUGGCAACGUGAUAGUUUUCCCGCGCUCGUUACGUACCGCCAAACAACGUUAUACACAUUUCAGUUAUUUGGGGUGGACUGUCUAUUACAAAACAUGUAAACUACCCUGGUAAAAUGUAUAAUUAAAUGUCUACUGACCAAAAAGAACCUUCUUUUCCAAAGAAUCCUCAUUUUCUCCAAAAAUCUCCACCAGCUCCUGCCAA
Amyelois transitella is the source of this 1473-nucleotide messenger RNA. RefSeq lists its product as uncharacterized. The record is from RefSeq and is a predicted model, not a curated record. The coding region runs from base 1 to 1173 and encodes 390 amino acids. Lineage: Eukaryota; Metazoa; Arthropoda; Insecta; Lepidoptera; Pyralidae. The transcript is spliced from 2 exons.